AUGCAUAUUCCCAGCUCACAGAGAGAAUUUCUGCAAAAAGUGCAGGUAGUACUUCGCCAAUACGACUCACAGCUGAAAGAUAUCAAUCACAAAAUCUGGUCCAACCCAGAGAUUGGAUUCCAGGAAUACAAAGCCCACGAUCACAUCUGCAAAUUAUUCGAGAGCCUGAGAUCCAAUGGUUAUAAAGUCCAUCGGAAAGCCUACGGUCUUGAGACUGCCCUUGAAGUAGAUUUCACUUUUGGAAGCGGAGGGCGUGUGGUGGCUUUCAACGCCGAAUAUGAUGCGCUUCCCGGUAUCGGCCAUGCCUGUGGACAUAAUCUGAUCGCCACGAGCUCUAUUGCAGCAUUCAUCGCCACCUGUGAAACUCUAAAGGCCUCCGCUCAGUCCUCAUAUAUUCCUGGAUUCACCGUCCGUCUACUAGGUACCCCCGCGGAAGAGGGGGGCGGUGGAAAAGUGAAGCUCCUUGAUGCAGGUGCCUAUAAAGAUGUGGACACCUGUCUGAUGGUUCAUCCUGUUCCGAUUGCUCCGGAUAUGCCUGAGCUAGUAAGCAUGUCGUCUGUUACAGAUGGGGGCUUCCUUGCUACUGAUCAGGUACGCGUCACCUUCAUUGGCAAGCCUGCCCACGCGGCAGCAGCUCCUUGGGAAGGUAUCAAUGCUCUGGAUGCAGUGGUUUCAGCAUACGUCAAUAUCUCCAUGCUUCGACAGCAGAUCCUCCCUACUCAGAGGAUUCAUGGUGUUAUUGCCAAUGGAGGCGAUAGGGCCAAUAUCAUUCCCAUGUCCGCCACGGUGAACUAUGUAACUCGGUCAACAACAGUGGAGACGCUUAAGCCUUUGACAGAAAAGGUUGUAAAAUGCUUUGAGGCAGCGGCUACAGCUACGGGCUGUAAGGUCGAAUUUGAAUGGGGCGUUUCGUAUUAUGACGUUAAGAGCAACAGGCCUAUUUGUGAGAGCUAUUUGUCCGCAAUGCGGGCGAUGGGACAUCAUACACUCAUCGAUAACUCGACUGUGAAGGGCGUACUCUCUGGGGCUUCUACUGACAUGGGGAAUGUCUCGUACGCUGUGCCCGGAUUCCAUGGCCUCUUCUGCAUCCCAAGUGAGGGCGUCAAUCACACGCCACUAUUUACUAACGGGGCUGCAUCGCGGAAAGCACAUGAAAGAGCCAUCGCAUGUGCAGCUGGAAUGGCGGUUGUCGCGUGUCAGAUCAUAGUGGACGAUAAGUUUGCUGAGGCAGUGAAGAAGAACUUCGACGAAAGUGAUAAGAAAACAUGA
Molecule: messenger RNA, 1269 nt
Organism: Penicillium taxi
Lineage: Eukaryota; Fungi; Ascomycota; Eurotiomycetes; Eurotiales; Aspergillaceae
Product: M20 family metallopeptidase
Exons: 4
Coding region: 1-1269 (422 amino acids)
Molecular function (GO): dipeptidase activity
Source: RefSeq, a predicted model, not a curated record